Molecule: messenger RNA, 1901 nt
Organism: Hyposmocoma kahamanoa
Lineage: Eukaryota; Metazoa; Arthropoda; Insecta; Lepidoptera; Cosmopterigidae
Exons: 1
Coding region: 276-1406 (376 amino acids)
Source: RefSeq, a predicted model, not a curated record
AGGCGUUGGCUAAAGUGUCGUCACCCAAUCCGACGGUGUUAGACGUACCAUGCCUUUGGAUGCGUGUCUGGGGGUAGCCCAGCCGUUAACGGUGUACCCUCGAUACCUGGGCGCCUCGAGGGAACCUUUAUGCCCUUUAGGCCUAGGCCGGCAAGCGGGGCUCUGCCGGUUGUGACGUUUAGUUCCCUAGCUACUCGUGGGACUCGUAUGGAUAACAUAGAGGACAAAAAUUAACUAAUAACUUAAAUUCUUCUUUGGAGGAAACCACGGCUGGGAUGGACAGUACACCCAGCAAUAACGAUAUGACUCCAGUCAUGGUUAUGGAUACGAACCAGACGGGUCCUUCCGACCUUUUAGUGACGACCGGAUCCAGCGCUCAGCCGCGUAGUCGACUGAGCGGAUCUCGCCGGAGGAGACUACAGGGCCUAAUGAGAGCGGGAAAGAGUUAUGCGGAAGCCCUCCAGCUCUCUGAAAAGCCCUGGAGUGAACUUACGGUGCCCAAACCACUUCCGAAAGUGAUAGUGCCGAAGCGCGAUCUGGCAGAAAAAGUGUCGCCCCAAGAGCACAUAAGGAAGGCUCCCAGGACCAUGGCACAAGCUGAAAGCAGAAUCAGACCUACUUUCAGCGAAGUGGCUGGCUCCCUGCUCGUGAGUGAAGCCCUUCAGCUCUCUGAAAAACCCUGGAGUGAACUUGCGGUGCUCAAACCAAUUCCGAAACCGAUAGCGCUGAAACGCGAUCUGUCAGAGAAGGCGUCGCCCCAAGAGCACACAAGGAAAGCUCCCAGGACCAUGACACAAGCUGAAAGCAGAAUCAGACCUGCUAUCAGCGAAAUGGCUGACUCCCUGCGCGUGGGUAUCCGGAAUUCGGAACCUAUGACGGAGGAACAAAUGGAACUAGUUAAGCUGUUCCUAGUCCGCACCAUUGCGAGCACAAAGUCGCAUGGCGAAGGACCGAAGUUCAUGGGCCUCUCCCACAAGUCAGGCUGGAUUCUUGUGACCUGCAAGGACCAUGAUAGUGCAGACUGGCUUGAGGAAAAGAUUGGCAAUCUGCAUCCGUGGCCGGAAGCCAAGCUGUCCUUUAUUAAGGAGAGCGAGCUUCCGAAACCCAUCACCGCCACCACUUACAUUCCGGAGAAGGGGUGCGAGUCGGUACAGAUGGCAAUCAGCCUGCUCGAGGCCCAAAACAGUGGUCAGAAUUGUGGAAAAUUCUUCACACCUGGGAAGACGCGAACGGAUGGAUCAUCGCGUACGCUCUGGAUGGCCUGUCACUGGAGCAUCUCCGGGCUUCAAACUGCCGGGCACACCUUGGUUUUAAACAGGUUACGUUUAAGAUCAAAGGGUGCCCGGAAGGUACUGUUAGCAGCGACAAUGCACGGGGUGUCUCGGCCUCGAAACCGGAGUCGGUAACAAGUCCGCUCGAGGAAUCGGAGUCGGGAAGCUCAGUGCAGGAGUCUGCGCCUGGUCCGUCUUCUACGAACCAGGGGAGCGGUGUUGGGGCUGCACAUUUGGAGGCAGUUCUCUACUAAAACUAGUCAGUUUUGGUAGAGACCGAUACUAGUCAGUUUUGGUAGAGAACUGCUAGUCUCCUCCAAGGGAGUCAUCGGCUGAAGAAGCUGAGAGAAAAUAACUUAGCAAAACUGCCAAAACACCAUAUCAAACGACUCUGAACACCAUUUCCGCAUGGUGUCAAGGCAAUGAAAUACCGGCCUUUGUUAUACUGAUGGGUCGAAGACAAGACUCAACGUCGUGGAUACCAUAGACGUAGCUUAGGUUGCCUAGCGAGAGGUACUUUAUAAAUAUAAACUGGGAUUAUCUUCAUAACUAGAUAUUUAUUGUAUUUUUCACAUAUUCACUUAUGGAGGCUACUUCUAGAUCUGCCAACAUGAUCUUUUCUCUAUCCUA